Danio aesculapii is the source of this 1867-nucleotide messenger RNA. It is a transcript of the gene cbx1b, whose product is annotated as chromobox homolog 1b (HP1 beta homolog Drosophila). Bases 321 to 932 code for a protein of 203 amino acids. Gene Ontology annotation, biological process: negative regulation of transcription by RNA polymerase II; chromatin organization. Gene Ontology annotation, molecular function: chromatin binding. Gene Ontology annotation, cellular component: pericentric heterochromatin; nucleus. The record is from RefSeq and is a predicted model, not a curated record. Lineage: Eukaryota; Metazoa; Chordata; Actinopteri; Cypriniformes; Danionidae. The transcript has 6 exons.
GUUUGUUGUGGUAAAAUCGCAUCAAUCAAAUGUGCUGCGGCAGGGAUGCAAGAUGUUUUUACCACAGCAGACGUCAAAUAGCGUGCUUGCGCUGUCUACAACAACAUGGAGGAGCAAUAUUGAGAAAGCAACUGCCUGUGAAUUCCCUCGUGCACGCGAAGCAUGUAAUUGUAUUUAUUGUGAAGAGGUUUUCUCGCGCGCGCGCUCGCUGGCCUGCCGUCACAAAUGUUAUAAUGCAUAACAGUCCUAAUGUUUGUCAUAUUGUGCAUGCAGAUGUGUCGUGCAGCUGCAGUCUUUAGCUGUUAAGAGCCCUUGGAAAUAUGAGCCAAACGUCAGAGCCAUCAGCCGAUGCUGCUGUGACUGAAGCUCCAGUUUCUCAAUCAGAACCAAAGCAAAUAACUGCAGGCAAGAAGCAGAACAAAAAGAAAGUGGAAGAAGUGGUGGAGGAAGAAGAAGAAGAAUAUGUGGUGGAAAAAGUCCUCGAUCGGCGCGUGGUGAAGGGAAAAGUUGAAUAUCUCCUCAAGUGGAAAGGCUUCUCUGAUGAGGACAACACCUGGGAGCCAGAUGAAAACCUGGACUGUCCUGACCUUAUAGCCGAAUUCCUCCAGUCACAGAAAACGGCUGAAUCUGGAGGCAAGAGGAGGGCUGAGACGGAUGGAGACGGGAAGGAAACUAAAAAGCGCAAGGACGAGCCUGAGAAACUCAGAGGUUUUGCACGUGGUUUGGAUCCUGAGAGGAUUAUUGGUGCUACAGACUCAAGUGGAGAACUCAUGUUCCUCAUGAAAUGGAAAAACUCUGAUGAAGCUGAUCUAGUACCAGCCAAGGAGGCGAAUGUAAAAUGUCCACAAGUGGUCAUCUCGUUUUAUGAGGAACGCCUCACCUGGCAUUCAUACCCAACCGAAGAGGAAGAAAAAAAGGACGACAAAAACUAGACAAAAAAAAAAAAAGACAUAAGGGACUGUCAUGCGUGUGUGUGUGUGUGUGUCUUUUUUUUUUUUUAAAGAGCUGGCAAAUGAUAAUUGUCAGGAACACCUUUGUAAAAAGCAGCUGUAAUCUACAUUUUAGUGUUUUAGUUUGGGUGUAGAUGAAGCGGAUAGUGACUUUGCACCUUUAAUGUACUCUUCAUGCUUUCUAUUGAUCAACUUUCGAUUCAUGAAGUUCAUACAUGUGGAAAAACAAGUGUUCUUUGUAUGUUCCCUACCCUGUGGAGAUCAUACUGGGUUGGUUUCAUUUAAUGCUGUAGCUGUCUCUGGAAAUGUAUUCCGCCAUCCUUAAUUUUACGUAUGUAUAUAUAUAAAUAUAUAGCUAACGAUAAAAUAUUACUGCCUUAACAGAUUAUUAGGAAAAUGACAAUUUUAUACAUCUGUCAAUGCUGGUGAUCACUGAAUGCAUGACUGUAUAAUGUUGUCCACGGGAAAUAGGUUUAAGGCAUUGUUUAUCUGGCUUUGAUAUGAUUGUUUGUUCGUUUUUAAUGAAAGACAUGGCAGCAACAGUGUUUAUUUGCCCACAAACUCUCUCUCACGUGUUUCUGGUCUUCUCAUUGGUGCUAUUUGUGGUUGAAGCCCAUUGGAUAUUAACAGUCUGACAUUUGUGUUUGUAAAUACGUUCCAGCACAUGGAUAUCACUGUGUACAGUCGGCCGAGAUUUGGUUUUUACUUGUUCCUAUACUGUUUUAUUGCUGAUACACGAGGAAAAAAGUGGAAGAAUUGUAAAGUUCGUCUUUCCGAAGACAUCUGGAGUAUGUUUUUAUGUUUUGAUGAUUGUUUGCUUAGUUAUUCAUGUUGUUAUUGCGUAUUAUCACAGCACUUGCCAUUGAAUUAGCAUUUUCAGAAAUAAAAAAAAAAUCUUUGUUGUUAUUCUGUCAGAA